Clupea harengus (Atlantic herring) is the source of this 2066-nucleotide messenger RNA. Its product is annotated as serine/threonine-protein phosphatase 2A catalytic subunit beta isoform-like. The record is from RefSeq and is a predicted model, not a curated record. Gene Ontology annotation, molecular function: protein serine/threonine phosphatase activity. NCBI's taxonomy places the organism in Eukaryota, Metazoa, Chordata, Actinopteri, Clupeiformes, Clupeidae.
CGUCAAUCUCCCUGAUCGCACAUUCCACUCGGCUAGCUACUGUACAUAGCCGGGUCGGGUUUUGGCGUGCAAGGAAACGAGCCUGGGUUGAGCCCUAGUACGUUUCAGCCAAUUCCAAAUCAGUAUUGUACAUUCGUACUCUCGGCUUUUUGAGUAAACACCGUGUUUUCGGCAGAUUAAACAAAUGACGCUUCAUUUUAUUAGGACUAAUUCGGAGGAAUUCAUUCUCGCGUAAUGAUUAGCCUACUAGCAAACGCAUGACGUGAGGUAAUUUAGACUACUUGUCAUUUCAAUAAUUUACUAAGCUCGUUGUCGUUCGCGUUAACUGCAACCUACAGUUCUACUUCUCAUCAUGGACGAGAAGACAUUCACGAAAGAAGUGGAUCAAUGGAUUGAACAACUGAACGAGUGCAAGCAGCUGUCAGAAAACCAAGUCAAAAUAUUGUGUGAAAAGGCUAAGGAGAUUUUAACGAAGGAGUCCAACGUGCAGGAGGUGAGAUGCCCCGUCACAGUAUGUGGCGAUGUCCAUGGCCAGUUCCACGACCUCAUGGAGCUGUUCAAGAUCGGAGGGAAGUCCCCCGACACCAACUACCUGUUCAUGGGCGACUACGUGGACAGAGGCUACUACUCUGUGGAAACAGUCACGCUCCUGGUGUCUCUCAAGGUUCGCUACCCUGAGAGAAUUACCAUCCUUCGGGGGAACCACGAGAGCAGACAGAUCACACAGGUGUAUGGUUUCUAUGACGAGUGCUUGAGAAAGUACGGAAAUGCAAAUGUUUGGAAAUACUUCACAGACCUGUUUGAUUACCUGCCUCUCACCGCGUUGGUUGACACACAGAUCUUCUGCCUCCAUGGAGGACUGUCUCCCUCUAUUGACACACUGGACCACAUCAGAGCCCUUGACCGCAUUCAGGAGGUGCCUCAUGAGGGUCCCAUGUGUGACUUGCUGUGGUCAGACCCCGAUGACCGCGGAGGUUGGGGUAUUUCACCCCGUGGUGCCGGAUACACGUUUGGGCAGGACAUUUCAGAGACCUUCAACCAUGCCAAUUGCCUGACUCUGGUCUCAAGGGCUCACCAGCUGGUGAUGGAGGGCUAUAACUGGUGCCAUGAACGAAACGUGGUGACUAUUUUCAGCGCGCCAAAUUAUUGUUACCGCUGUGGUAAUCAGGCAGCUAUCAUGGAACUGGAUGACACGCUUAAGUAUUCCUUCCUGCAGUUUGAUCCUGCUCCUCGGAGAGGGGAGCCUCACGUGACCCGCCGCACCCCUGACUACUUCCUGUAAAGAUCCUGAGCACCGAAAAAGUAUUCGCCAUUGAUGCAGUUCACCCUAAAUCACAUUAGGACAAGGCCAACGACAUCAAUAUUCAAUAAAUAUUUCCAUGGACCAAAGUGUGUGCCAUGUUCAUUAAACAUCUGCAAAAAAAGCCACCACGCAAGUCGAUCACAAAAGUUAACAAUAUUGCCCUCUGCAUGAUCGGAUCAUCGUAUUUUAUUCCAAAAUCGCUUUCGUUCCGUCAAGACAAUGAAACAUGGUGGUCCCUGCUGGUUAGGAAGAUGUUUUUAAUUUUGUGAUUUUUACUGUCGGGCGUAAGGUGUUGGGGUGGCCUCUGUGAAUUCAUAUUCAAAUACCCUUAGAUAAAUGCUUCAGUCUGAAUACUGUUGGGAUGUUGUGCUGAAUAGAAACUACUUUGCCAUGUAAGUUAGUGGCAGCUCCUCUGCAUGGCUUUUUGAAGAUUUUUACAAUAACAGGGAUUUCUGUGAAGGGAGGGGACACUGAGACUGGGUUACAUGCUUUUUUCCUUUUUUUCCCGCACUUGUUUCGCACCUGUCGGUUUAAUUUUGAUGACUGUAUGAUGUUUUGUAGAGCAGGAUUAUCAUAAAUAUUAUUUUAUAUUUAACACCGGCUUAAAGUUGCUGCAGCUUUCUUUUUCUCUGUCACGGCUUCUAUUCCAUUCAGCUGUAUAGGUAUUCCAAGACGAGGUCUAAAUUAUUUGUUUAUUUCUUUGUAAAAGCCUGUUUGGGAGACUUCAGCACUUAAAUAAAGACUGGGGUUACUCCACAUGAAA